AAAGUUGCGUGCCAGUCGGAAUCAGCGGGAGGGGCGACCGAGAUAACGCGAUAUUUGGGGGCUGCCCAGAGACGCCCCUGGCGCGGAUCCUAAAUCCUGACAGAGCUUUAUGGAGCCCAGUUCUGGCAGGCUUCCAGGACUCGAAGCCACCAGACCCCACAUGGAAUCAAGGGCUGCGUGUUCAGCUGCUGCACCCUUGAGAAGACCGUUCCAUGUUCUCUUGGGAGUCACUGGGAGUGUUGCAGCCCUGAAGUUGCCUGUUCUGGUAUCAAAGCUUUUGGACAUUCCUGAUCUGAAAGUAGCCGUGGUCACAACUGAGAGGGCCAAACAUUUUUACAGCCCCCGGGAUGUUCCUGUCACCCUCUACAGCGACGCUGAUGAAUGGGAGAUGUGGAAGUGCCGAUCUGACCCAGUUCUCCACAUCGACCUGCGGAGGUGGGCGGACCUUAUGCUGGUGGCUCCUCUCGAUGCCAACACUCUGGGGAAGGUGGCCAGUGGCAUCUGUGACAACUUGCUUACCUGUGUCAUCCGGGCCUGGGACCGCAGCAAACCCCUGCUCUUCUGCCCGGCGAUGAACACCGCCAUGUGGGAGCACCCCAUCACUGAGCAGCAGGUGGGCCAGCUCAAGGCCUUCGGCUACAUCGAGAUCCCCUGUGUGGCCAAGAAGCUGGUCUGUGGAGACCAAGGUCUGGGGGCCAUGGCUGAGGUGGGCACCAUUGUGGAUAAAGUGAAAGAAGUCCUCUCCCAGCACGGCGGCUCCCAACAGAGUUGAGCCCAGGAUUUCUGUCCCCCGUGUCCCUCUGAACUCAGGAGGUGUUUUCAGGCCAAGUCGGUGAAGAAAGUGGACUUAGCCAAAAUAUGGUGAAGACUUCUGCUUUCGCCAAGUAGUGGUCUGGCCUGGGCCUGCUCUGGAGCCUCCCGAGGGCCAUGACCUGCUCCAGGUCAAGGUAGAUCAAAGGCCCAGGUCCCAGCUUCUUCGAACCAGGAGACACCCGCUUUCCUGAGUUCCUCCCCACCUUUUCCUGGGG
This is a messenger RNA of Odocoileus virginianus texanus, 1028 nucleotides long. RefSeq names its product phosphopantothenoylcysteine decarboxylase (gene PPCDC). The record is from RefSeq and is a predicted model, not a curated record. Gene Ontology annotation, molecular function: FMN binding; phosphopantothenoylcysteine decarboxylase activity. Lineage: Eukaryota; Metazoa; Chordata; Mammalia; Artiodactyla; Cervidae. Gene Ontology annotation, biological process: coenzyme A biosynthetic process. Gene Ontology annotation, cellular component: phosphopantothenoylcysteine decarboxylase complex.